Mastomys coucha (southern multimammate mouse) is the source of this 1557-nucleotide messenger RNA. RefSeq lists its product as uncharacterized. NCBI's taxonomy places the organism in Eukaryota, Metazoa, Chordata, Mammalia, Rodentia, Muridae. The record is from RefSeq and is a predicted model, not a curated record. The coding region runs from base 34 to 342 and encodes 102 amino acids. The transcript has 3 exons.
UGUGGUCAUUCAGGGCAGAAGGAGGCUGGCAGGAUGCGACGACGCUGGGAAAUGCUGUUCUACCGGACCGUGGGGCUAGGUGCAUGCAUGCAACUCACAUGGCUCACGGAAAAGCCAAGAACAGGCAGCGGGUUCGAAAAGCUUGCCACAGAGUUCGCAGAGAUUCCUCUUGCCACGAUGCCAGGAUCGCAAGUGUCCUUAAUUUGCUCUUCUAACAGAGACGUGUUUGUUGAUGAAAUGACCGGCUUGCUGACAAAGAGGGGGCGCAAAUGGAGGCACAGAAUUAGGCCCUUCUUUGGCAUUUGGAGAAAGCUGGGUGUAUGUGCAGAGGUCAGAGGAUAGCUUUCCAUGUCAGUCCUGGGGAUGUCACUCAGGCCAUUAGACUCAUUCUACCUGCUCAGUCAUCUCAUCAGCACAAUAUCUUCAUCUCCUCCUCUUCUUCCUCCUUUUCUGUUUUGUUUUGAGACAAGGUCUCUCUCUGGAGCCCUGGCUGUCCUGGAGCUCACUAUGUAGACCCAGCUGACCUCAAACUCAGAGACUUACCUGCCACUGUCCUCUGAGUGCUGGGAUUAAAAGUGUGUACUGCCACAUCUGGUUUAUUUUUCUUAUAAGUAGAUAUACAUUUAUAUUUAAUAAGCUCCCUAAAAGUAGAUUUAACUUUUUUAUUGUUUAUUUGAGGUAGUAUAUUACUCUGUAGCCUAGAAAGGCCUUGAACUUUCAGUUGUUUGACCUCAGCCUCUUAAGUACUUGGGACCACUUUUUGUUGAAAUUAUAUGUACGAAGAAAAGAUGUUAGGUGCAAAGACACCAAAAUGUUAAGUGAUUAUAACUGAGUAGUUACCAGUAUUAUGGGUAAUAUUUUUAUUUUUAUUUUUUAAUUUUUUUGCAGUAUGAUUACAUUGUUUUCUCACAAUUAGAACAGAUUUAUAACUUGAAAAGUGCAUAAUCAGUAGUAUUCUACUUGUAGUAAAAUUAUGAAUGCAAAUUGAAAAAAAUGGGAAGGAAGUAUAUUGAACUAUUAACAGUCUUUAUAUUAGUUGCUAAGGGAUUGUGGGUAAUUUCUUCUCAUUUUUCUGUAAUAUAGUCUUAUUAUUUUUAUAAUUAAAAUAAAAUGAUACCUAUAAAUAGCAUAUACAAUAUGAUCCAACUUUUGUUAAAAAUUAAUAUGUGCAUAGAAAAACUAAUAGAUUAUUUUGAAAUAUGUUUGUCUUUGUGUGGUAGGGUAUGACUAUUUUUUUCUUUAUAAAUUGUUUCUUCAUUUUCCAAAUUUUCUACAGCUAUCAUGUAUUAUUUUUAAUUGUGAAAAAUAUAAAUAUUUAUAAAGCAGUUUAAUGUUGGAGUUUUUAUGAGAAAAGGGUGCCUAUCUGGGAUUUGCUUUAAAAUAUUUCAGUUUGGGCCAGAGGAGAGUGGGUGGGGGGACAUAGAUCAAAUGAGAAAAUUGUGACUAUAGGUGCAUGAGGUUUCAUUGUGAUGUUUUCUUUGUGAAUGCUUGAAAGUUUCAUAAUGCAUAUUGUUCUUAAAAAAGCCUCUUUCACAAAAACGGUUUCGUUUUAAUUCU